This is a messenger RNA of Oncorhynchus kisutch (coho salmon), 1946 nucleotides long. Its product is annotated as repetitive proline-rich cell wall protein 2. The record is from RefSeq and is a predicted model, not a curated record. The transcript is spliced from 4 exons. NCBI's taxonomy places the organism in Eukaryota, Metazoa, Chordata, Actinopteri, Salmoniformes, Salmonidae. The coding region runs from base 162 to 1922 and encodes 586 amino acids. Gene Ontology annotation, biological process: inner mitochondrial membrane organization. Gene Ontology annotation, cellular component: MICOS complex; mitochondrion.
UUUAUUGGACAGCUGGAAUGCUACGGAAGUGUUUCCGUGCGUGCGGCCCUGUAGCUCCCUGUCCCCGGUGUGCGACUUGACAAUUUUGGCUAAAAACAGGUGGAUGACAACCAUUUCCAUUGCAUGCAGUUAGGUAUCACUUUCGCUGAUUGUAGUCAGAGAUGGGAGCGAACAAUAGCAGGCGCCGCGUCUCCUUUGAGUCGGAUGAAAAUGACAACAUCACAGUUGUGAAGGGCAUAAGGCUCUCUGAGAAUGUCAUCAACCGAAUGAGGGAGCCCAUAGCUCCCCUUCUUCCCCCCUCCCUUCCACAGGUCCCACCCCCUGUUGCUGCUCCCUCCUCCCUCCUCAUUCCAGUGCCUCCCCUCAGACCCCCCUUCGAUCCCAUCACCUCGCUUCCACCCAUAGAACCCAUCGCACUACCACCUCAACCUCCUGCACCUGUCACUGAAGUAGUGGCUCCACCUCCACCCCCCAUGGAACAGGUAGCAGCUCCGACCAUCAUUGACAUGGUGAUCCCGCCUCCUACCUUAGCUGCUUUAAAGCCUGUGGCAUCCCCUCCACCACCUGCAUCUGUUGAGCAGGUAACCCUCCCACCGCAGGUUGAACCCCUGGCCCCCAUCCCUGUUCCUGCUCCUGUUGCUGUGGAAUGCAAUACCAUCCCUGCACCUCCUCCUGUAAUCACACCUGUUGCUCUUCCUCCUGUAAUCGAACCUGUUGCUUCUCCUCCUUUAAUCGAACCCGUUGCUUCUCCUCCUGUAAUCGAACCUGUUGCUUCUCCUCCUGUAAUCGAACCUGUUGCCUCUCCUCCUGUAAUCAAACCCGUUGCUCUUCCUCCUGUAAUCGAACCUGUUGUUCUUCCUCCUGUAAUCGAACCUGUUGCUUCUCCUCCUGUAAUCGAACCUGUUGCCUCUCCUCCUGUAAUCAAACCCGUUGCUCUUCCUCCUGUAAUCGAACCUGUUGUUCUUCCUCCUGUAAUCGAACCUGUUGCUUCUCCUCCUGUAAUCGAACCUGUUGUUCUUCCUCCUGUAAUUGAACCCGUUGCUCUUCCUCCUGUAAUCGAACCCGUUGUUCUUCCUCCUGUAAUCGAACCCGUUGUUCUUCCUCCUGUAAUCGAACCUGUUGCUUCACCUCCUGUAAUCGAACCUGUUGCUUCACCUCCUGUAAUCGAACCUGUUGCUUCACCUCCUGUAAUCGAACCUGUUGCUUCUCCUCCUGUAAUUGAACCCGUUGCUCUUCCUCCUGUAAUCGAACCUGUUGCUUCACCUCCUGUAAUCAAACCUGUUGCUUCUGCUCCUCCCAUUGCACCUCCUAUCCCUCCCGUAAUUGAACCCAUUGCUCCUCCUCCCCUUUCCUCUUCAUUGGCAUCCAUCUCCUCCCCUGCUGUUGAGUCUGCUGCUCCACCAAUGGAAGCUUUCUCCCUGCAGCCUACAGUCAAACCCAUCGCUCUGCCUCCUCCCCCAGCUGAAUUCAUUGCUCCUACCCCUUGUGAACCCAUUGCCCCUCCUCCUCAGCCCCCAGUGGAAGCUUUUGCUCCUCCUCCCGCCCCAGAACCAGUGGAAGUUGUUGGCCCCCCUCUUCCUCCUCCCACCCCAGAGCCAGAACCAGUGGCGGUAGCACCGCCAGCAGCACAUGCAGUUGAUGAAGAGGAGCUGAGGAAGAAGAUCACAGAGGAUCUGCAGAAAGGCCUGUUGAAGGAGAGGGUGAAGGCUGAGCAGGAGCUGCAAGCAUGGCUGGAGGAGGAGAAGGUCCAUGCUGCAUCCUUUGCUGAGGCUGAGGCCCAGGCCAGUGUGAAGGAUGAGGUGGGUCGUAUCCUGGAGCUGGAGAGAGCCACGACCCAUAAUACCCUGACGCAGGCUGUCAUGAGGGAGAAGGUCAGCGCUGAGGAUGAGAGGCUACGCACCCAGCUUUACGUAAGUCCCUAACCCCCUCCAACCGUUUCUCAACCC